CCUUACCUCACUCUCCGUUUCUUCUUGCUCGUGUCACAAGGGAGAAACGCUCCGGGGCACGUGGGCACAUUGUAAUGUAAAGCCGCCUGUUAUUAUCUUGAGUCAAGUGUCAGUUUGCACGUGCCCUCCCGCCCCGUCGUUGGCUCCCCAAAGCGCGCGCGCGCACACACACAUACCAUAAGGAGACCACCGCCACUUCGCGGCUGCCAGGCUGCAAUAAUGGAUGUGUAACAAAAGAAGUAGCACUGUCGCCGUACAGAAGAACCGAAAGGUCCACAAUGACAGCUUCAGCAGGCACGGGGGUUUUUGUGCUCUCCCUCCUGUCAGUCCCGCUUACCUAUUUGUUUAACUUACUGUUCCACGCUAACAGUGGUGGAGCCGUGUUUGUGGCAGGAGCUUUGAUUCUGCUUAUCACUGCAAUUUUGGCUCGCAUUUUGCUGAAGCAGAAGCCCCCUAAAGACCCUCUCUUUUAUGUGUUUGCAGUGUUUGCCUUUAUGAGCGUAGUAAACCUCAUCAUAGGACUUGAACAAGACAGUAUCAUCGAUGGGUUUGUGACGUUUUACUUGAAAGAGGGCGAACCUCACUUGAACACCGCUCACGGUCACAUGAUCUGCUACUGGGAUGGCUCUUUCCAUUACCUCAUGUAUUUACUGAUGAUUACAGCCAUAACUUGGGGGGACGAGUAUCGAACAAUUGGACUUUACUGGGUUGGAUCGGUUUUGAUGAGCCUAGUAGUCUACCUCCUUGGAAAUGCUGUUGGGAAAUAUGGAGCAAACCUGUGUGGUGGAUUUGUUGUUAACAGUUUGUGUGUCAUUCUUCCGGUGUGGGCCUCUUUUCGUAUCUUCAGCCAGCCUUUGACAAGAGAUGUACCUUCCAAGAGCAUUCAAGACUCCCAUCAGAAGGGGCUGACUGGUAGACCACUAGACUGCGUGUUUGUUCUCUACUUUCUGCUUGCCUUGGGCUUCAGUAUCUUCAGAGGACUGGUUACUUUAGACUGUCCUGCUAAACUUUGCCAACAGUACGUUCAAUUCCAGGAGCCAUAUCUUAAAGAUCCCACAGCUUACCCUAAAAUCCAGAUGCUGAUGUAUAUGCUCUAUUGUGUUCCUUUCUACAUCGUCACAAUUUAUGCUCUCCUGGUUCCUGGAUGCAGCUGGACUGCUGACUUGGCUUUGCUGCAUGCAGGUGCUUUAGCACAAGGCCAGUUUUCUCACAUUGGGGCUUCUCUGCACACGAGGACACCAUUUUCAUACAGGGUGCCUGAGGAAGCAAAAACCAUGUUCCUAUUUAUAAACCUAGUUUACGGACUCCUGCCCCAGCUAUUUGCCUACAGAUGUGUGACAAACCCAGAAUUCUUUCUGAAAAACAAAGAGAAUCAAAAGACAGAGUGAGGCAACAUACAAGUGUGACGUUAGGUUGGUUAGCCGUCCUCGUUUUGUUUUGUUUCUAAGUGCAUUGGAUUUAAUGUUCACAGAUAUUCUCAGUUGGCAAACUCUAAGUGUAUACAGAAUAACAAAGUGAAGGCAGCAAGGCACCGUUAAAAUAGCUCCUGUGCUGGGAUGAACUUA
This is a messenger RNA of Erpetoichthys calabaricus (reedfish), 1565 nucleotides long. RefSeq names its product transmembrane 6 superfamily member 1-like. The record is from RefSeq and is a predicted model, not a curated record. Gene Ontology annotation, cellular component: lysosomal membrane. The transcript has 10 exons. NCBI's taxonomy places the organism in Eukaryota, Metazoa, Chordata, Cladistia, Polypteriformes, Polypteridae. Bases 279 to 1388 code for a protein of 369 amino acids.